AUGGUUCGGUCAACGCAGUUCUCAAUCCUCCUCCUCCUCCUCCUCUCUGCGACCAGCGUCUGUGGCUCGCUGUCAUCCAACAUCGUCCCCUCCGGUGAAGAGCCGCUGGUCGCUAUCUUGACUGCCGGUGGACUUGCGCCAUGCCUGUCGUCAGCGAUUGGAUUCUUGAUUGAGGAAUACACCUUGUACGAUCCCCAAAUCGAAAUCAUUUGCUACAUCGACGGAUACAAGGGACUUCUGAAAGGCGAGUACCUCGUUGUUGGGCCGGAAGAGAGAAAGCUUGCUUCCAUCCUCACAUAUCACGGUGGAUCCAGCAUCGGAAACAGCAGGGUGAAGCUUACCAACAUCAAGGACUGCCUGCAAAGAGGCUUGGUCAAAGAGGGAGAAGACCCGCAGAAAGUCGCUGCCGAGCAGCUCGUGAAAGAUGGCGUCUCAGUUUUGCACACCAUUGGAGGAGAUGACACCAACACUGCUGCUGCGGAUCUUGCGGCUUUCUUGAAGAGGAACAACUACGAGCUUACGGUGGUUGGGCUACCCAAGACCAUCGACAAUGACGUUUAUCCCAUCCGUCUUUCCCUCGGAGCAUGGACGGCGGCUCAACAAGGAGCUUUGUACUUCCGAAACAUCGUGAACGAGCACAGUGCAAACCCCAGGAUGCUCAUUGUUCAUGAAGUGAUGGGGAGACACUGCGGGUGGUUGACGGCAGCCACUGCCAAGUGCUACCGGGAUGACUUGAAGGCUCAGCGCAUGCUCCCCGGAUGUGGUUUGCACUUUGAAAGGCUGGACGUUCAUGGAAUUUAUAUCCCCGAGCUCUCCAUUGACAUUGCUGCCGAGUCAAAGCGUCUCAAGCAAGUGAUGGACAGACUCGGCAAUGUCAACAUCUUCAUCUCCGAAGGAGCUGGUGUCGAUGACAUCAUCAAGCAGAUGGAGGAGGCUGGACAGGAGGUUCCGCGAGACGCGUUCGGCCACCCUAAGCUCGAUGCUGUGAACCCAGGAAAGUACUUUGCGGACAAGUUUGCCAAGGAGCUCGGAGCCGAGAAGACCAUGGUUCAGAAGAGCGGAUACUUCGCCCGCUCGGCAGCACCCAACGACCAGGAUCUCGCGCUGAUCAAGGACUGUGCACUCAAGGCUGUUGAGUGUGCCAUGCUCGGACAGGGCGGAGUGAUCGGCCAUGAUGAAGAGACGCCCAACCUCGAGCUCAGGGCCUGCGAGUUCAACCGGAUCGCUGGUGGAAAGCCGUUCAAUGUGGAUGAGGGAUGGUUCAAGUCCAUGCUCACGGAUAUUCGCAAGAAGGUCGAUCUUAAGCAAUGA
This is a messenger RNA of Guillardia theta CCMP2712, 1311 nucleotides long. Its product is annotated as phosphofructokinase. Gene Ontology annotation, molecular function: 6-phosphofructokinase activity; diphosphate-fructose-6-phosphate 1-phosphotransferase activity. Gene Ontology annotation, cellular component: cytoplasm. Gene Ontology annotation, biological process: glycolytic process; fructose 6-phosphate metabolic process. Bases 1 to 1311 code for a protein of 436 amino acids. Lineage: Eukaryota; Cryptophyceae; Pyrenomonadales; Geminigeraceae. The record is from RefSeq and is a predicted model, not a curated record. The transcript has 17 exons.